AUGGCUUCUAAAGGUCUAAUGCCGAAGCUCUGGAAGAGCACUGGGAAGGUGAUUCCUAGAGAAUUCAUUCGAAGUUUGACUUUGCAUGAGUAUCAGUCGCACGCCAUUCUGAAAGAGUACGGAAUCCCGGUACCGCGGGGAAUGUUAGCACAAACACCCGCUGAAGUACGAUCGAUUGUAGAACAACUCGGUGUGCCAUGCGUUUUAAAGUCGCAGAUUCUCAAAGGGGGACAGGUUAACGGCAAUUUCGACACCGGAUUCAACAGCGGUAUCCAGUUUGUCAAUGAUGCCUUGGGAGCAGAAGAAGCGGCCAAGAAGAUACUUAGUCACCGCCUUAUGAAGACAGAAACGGGCGGUAGUGGCUUAUCUAUCAACAAGAUAUUUGUCGCCGAAGAUAUGAAGUUACACGAGGAAUGGUAUCUGGCAAUGACGUUCGACCGCGAGAACUACUGCCCUGUCAUCAUCGUACGCAGAAAUGACGGUGCCGACGUGGGGAGCAUACCGACGAAUAAAACCCAGAAAUUUCAUACGAUUAAGUUCGCUCUGACAAAGGGAGUCACACCUGAUGUUGUCGAUAAAGUUUCAGAUGUUAUGAAAAAUUCCUCAACGGAGGCUCAAAAUUUGCAAACGUUGCUGAACGGCUUAUACAAGAUCUUUACGAGCAAAGACGCAACACUUCUGGAAGUCAACUCCCUUGUUAAAUCAGCAGAUGGGACUUUCACUUGCUUAAACACUAAAUCCACAUUUGAUGACGCUUCUGCGAAAAGGCAGAAAGAUCUCUUUGCAUUGAGAGACUCAGAUCAUGAAGUUCCAGAAGAGGUGGAGGCCGAAAAGUACGGACUAGUAUAUGUCAGGAUGGAUGGCAAUAUCGGGAAUGUAGUGAACGGUGCCGGACUGGCAAUGGCGACUAAUGACGCUAUUGCUCUUCACGGUGGUACGAGUGCCAACUUCCUGGACGCUGGUGGGCAAGCAACAAAGGAGACGAUGGUGAAGGCAUUCGAAAUCAUUUUACGAGAUACAAGAGUCAAGGCCAUUCUUGUCAACAUUUACGGCGGAAUAACAAGGGGUGAUAUGAUCGCGGAGUCCAUCAUCGGAGCAGCGACUGAGUUGGGCCCCUUGAAGGUACCAAUGGUAGUCCGGCUGCAAGGUACUAAUUCGGAACUAGGCCUGAAACUUCUCGAAGAGGCAAACCUAGGAUUGCACACCGAAGCUGACUUUGGAAGGGCUGCCCAAAAAGCCGUUGAGUUGGCCAAGUAA
This is a messenger RNA of Colletotrichum truncatum, 1257 nucleotides long. RefSeq names its product succinyl-ligase. The record is from RefSeq and is a predicted model, not a curated record. Gene Ontology annotation, biological process: tricarboxylic acid cycle; succinyl-CoA metabolic process. Gene Ontology annotation, molecular function: succinate-CoA ligase (ADP-forming) activity. Lineage: Eukaryota; Fungi; Ascomycota; Sordariomycetes; Glomerellales; Glomerellaceae. Gene Ontology annotation, cellular component: mitochondrion; succinate-CoA ligase complex.